GCAAGGUGGUUCUGGGAAGCAUAUUUUCGAUCCAUGAAGGCAAUUGCUCUUGCUACUCUUCAGAUUAUCAAUGACAGAAUUUACCCAUAUGCUGCCAUUUCUUAUGAAGAAUGGAAUGAUCCCCCAGCUGUGAAAUGGAGCAGUGUGAGCAACCCACUCUUCCUCCCACUCAUCCCACCGCAGUCCCAAGGCUUCACGGCCAUCGUUCUGACCUAUGACCGGGUGGAGAGCCUUUUCAGAGUCAUCACAGAGGUGUCCAAAGUGCCUAGUCUAUCCAAGUUGUUAGUUGUCUGGAACAAUCAGAAUAAGAAUCCGCCAGAAGAUUCCCUCUGGCCAAAGAUUCGUGUUCCCCUGAAAGUUGUCAGGACUGCAGAAAACAAACUUAGUAACCGCUUCUUCCCCUACGAUGAGAUUGAAACAGAAGCGGUGUUGGCUAUUGACGAUGAUAUCAUCAUGCUGACUUCGGAUGAACUCCAGUUUGGCUAUGAGGUUUGGCGUGAGUUCCCCGACAGGUUGGUUGGCUAUCCAGGCCGCCUGCAUCUUUGGGACCAUGAGAUGAACAAAUGGAAAUAUGAAUCAGAAUGGACUAAUGAAGUCUCCAUGGUGCUCACUGGGGCAGCGUUUUAUCACAAGUAUUUCAACUAUCUUUACACAUACAAAAUGCCUGGAGACAUCAAGAACUGGGUGGAUGCUCAUAUGAACUGUGAAGAUAUUGCCAUGAAUUUUCUAGUGGCAAAUGUCACUGGCAAAUCAGUCAUUAAGGUGACCCCACGAAAGAAGUUCAAAUGUCCAGAAUGCACGGCAAUUGAUGGGUUAUCACUGGACCAGACACACAUGGUGGAAAGGUCUGAAUGCAUCAAUAAGUUUGCCUCUGUCUUUGGGACCAUGCCUCUGAAAGUGGUGGAGCACCGUGCUGACCCUGUCCUGUACAAAGAUGACUUUCCUGAGAAACUGAAGAGCUUUCCUAAUAUCGGCAGCUUGUAAAGGCAGCUGUCAGACAAAGCUGAGGGAUGAAAGUGAUAGCCAAAAAGGUGCUACAAGGAAUAUAAGGCCCUGAAGAAACAAUUGCUAGAGAGCGGGUUCCAUCUGAGGGAGAAGGGAAUGAGUGUUGUGUUCGGGUAUGUAUCUUCCCUUUACGUUGAACAAAGAUGUGAUGGAAAGCUGAACAACUGCUUCUGUUUUGCUCACGGAAGAUUGAAUCUAUUCAUGGGUCCUCCCAGAAAUGUCAAACACACAGCUUUCUCCAACGGAGCCUGUGCACCUGGAGGAAUAAAACGGAUCUCACUCUC
Messenger RNA from Pterocles gutturalis (yellow-throated sandgrouse), 1289 nucleotides. Its product is annotated as exostosin-2. Gene Ontology annotation, molecular function: glycosyltransferase activity. The annotation marks the transcript as partial. The transcript is spliced from 7 exons. Gene Ontology annotation, cellular component: membrane. The record is from RefSeq and is a predicted model, not a curated record. NCBI's taxonomy places the organism in Eukaryota, Metazoa, Chordata, Aves, Pterocliformes, Pteroclidae.